CGCUCCUGGUGUUCAUGCGUACCGCAGCGAGCGCGGCUGGGUGCGAUAUCUUGUAUACUAUCUCGUGGUGAUGGAGGUCAUCAACACUGUAUGCGAUAUCGGUCUCAUCUACGAGCCUCUUAUUUUCCUCCAUGACAACCCGCAAGUCACUGUCCGGUCACCGAAGCGUGGGUUGUCUCCAUGGCCGUUCUUAUUCCUUUGCUCAUCUAUAUUCUGUAGUAUUAGCAGCAGACCCGGUUGUUACGGCAAGUCCUGAGACAUUCUCUCCCACGUACAUAUGCUGAGGGAGCCCGCAGACGCUGAUAUCAACACCCACCCAAUUAUUCAUGGCCUGGCGGAUCAAGCUGAUCACCAAAUCUAAAGCCCUCGGGGCAUGCGUCGCAUUUCUCGCGUUUCUCUCGCUCACGGGGGGCGUCGCGUCAUCGAUCGGUGUUGCCCAGAGCCCGGAUUUCAGCGAUUUUCAGCACCACCAGGUGCCGCUCACGCUGUGGCUCACCUCGACCGCAUUUGCGGAUCUGUUCAUCACGACGUUCCUAGUCAAUUUCCUAUGGAAGCAUCAAACUGGAUUCCACACACGCACGGACUCGGUGGCCGACAAAAUCAUCUCGUUCACUGUCCAAACGGGACUCUUGACGUCCUUCGCUGCGAUUGCAGAUGUGACGCUCUUCCUAAUUGUGCCGCACACCACCUUGAUGUUCAUUUGGGACUUUUCGUUGUCUAAGAUGUAUUCGAUCUGUUUGCUUGCCGCACUCAACGCCCGGCACGAGUGGAAUAUCCUGCUCGAUCGCCCACGACCGCAGGAUCUGCGAGAUGACAAAUCUGGGAUCAUCAAAAUCCGCAAAGUGAACGACCUCGAAGGGUUGCAGCUGUACAAACCAGAGAACUUUUCUCAGCCGGCGCCGAUAUCGCGUCCUGGCGCAGCGUCGACGAAGAGCAGCGCCACCCUCGUCUCGAACUCGAGGUCCGCGAAGCAGCCUCACGCGGCGCGCGCCUACUCGCACAGUGCCCCGCCGCCGCCGUCUUCAUCAUCUUCACGCUCUCGGUCGGGAGAUCCGAACCCACGAUCGUGCUCGGAAGCUGGAGGGAGGGGCGGUGAUUCUCGGCGUGCUCGGGACGACCGACGGCUGCCGGCUCCGCCAUCGGGCCGCUCGCGGACGGAGUCACCGCCGGAUACGCGCUCUCGGGGGUCUCAGCCUAGGAGGAUAGGCACUGGUGAAAAUCACUCGAUGGCCGAGCGUUUGCCACCCGUCAACACAGUUCCUGCUGCAGCUGAGCCCGCCCCCACCCCCGCCCCUGCAGCUGAGCUCGCCCCCGCCCCCGCGGCUGCCCCUGCCCCUGCCCAGAGGAAGAAGAAAAAAACAACGGGACCUCGAUGCACCUGGAGCGACGAAGACGACGAGAAGCUUGUGCAGAAACUUCGCGAGCUCAAAGACCUUGGAUUCCAGUCGGAUAGUGGAUGGAAGCCAGGCACUUGGAUCUCUUGCGCUACCGUUCUGCAGGGUGGUCGCGGUGGCGAGAAGACCCCCGACAAAGUGGCUGAUCAUUACACCAAUAUCAAGGGGGACUUCAAUCGUGUCCGCACCAUCCGCAAUCAAUCGGGCUUUGGAUGGGACGCAAACAAGCAAAUUUGCACUGCGAGCGAACCUGUUUGGAGUGCAUAUAUUGCGCGGCACCCCAAGGCCAGCAAAUGGCAGUCGACACCGUUCCCAUUGUACGAGGACAUGCUGUAUCUCGUAGAUGGCAUCGUUGCGACUGGUGAAGGUGCUUUCCAUCCUGGGAUCCCGACUAUCACCCCUGCGGAUGUGGUGUCCUCUGUGAUUGACAAUGUGCUUGGCAAGUCGUGGUCGCAGUCGCAGUCGCAGUCACAAGCGACUGAUGAAUACCAGGAGAACGAUGGUCUUGCAGGUAACCUGUCGAUCGAGACCCUUGUCAACGAUGAUCUGACACCUUCGUCACCGGUGCGACUUCUGCAGACCCCAGUUUGCUCAGCAAAGCGUGCAGCAUCACGUUCUCCGCAGGACACUGGACGUAAUCGGCGACGGAGGAAUGCCGAAGCCACAGCAGAUCUUGCUGUUGCUCUUCGGAACGUCACAUCAUCAAUGGUUGUUGUGGGAAGCCCUGAGAUUCGUCGCCAGGCCAUAUCUAUGAUGGAGGACGACAAUGAGUUUUCGGAUGACAAGGCUGUGACUAUAAUGAAGGUAUUCCAACGUGAUUCCUCAGUUGCGCAGACAUACAUUGCUUCAGCAAGCAAAAAACGUCGCACCGCAUUGAUUCGUUCGGUUGUCGAGGAUAUUGAUAGUCGGAAUUAGUACGUAGUAUGUAUUCAAUUGCAAUUCGCUAUGCUACUGUAAUGGAUUCCGAGCUUGAUA
Molecule: messenger RNA, 2369 nt
Organism: Mycena citricolor
Lineage: Eukaryota; Fungi; Basidiomycota; Agaricomycetes; Agaricales; Mycenaceae
Source: the annotation of a GenBank genome assembly